Malania oleifera is the source of this 2306-nucleotide messenger RNA. RefSeq lists its product as uncharacterized. Bases 248 to 2020 code for a protein of 590 amino acids. The record is from RefSeq and is a predicted model, not a curated record. Gene Ontology annotation, molecular function: protein binding. The transcript has 7 exons. Lineage: Eukaryota; Viridiplantae; Streptophyta; Magnoliopsida; Santalales; Ximeniaceae.
UUCCAUCGAGACCCAUAAUACGCAAGAACAAGGGUCGAGCUUUCGGAAUCAGAGGAAACCCUCCUUCAUCUUCCAGCUUUAUUCCGAUAGAUACGAGCUAGGGUUACUUUGGUUUUUCAAUAUUUUCCCGGAAAUUAGUUUCUUCAUUACGGCUUUCGGGAUUGAAAAUUUUCCCCCAAUUCCGUCUGUCUGAAGAAAAUAGUUUCUGUAAAACGAGGAAGCUUGUUGACGGUAAGAAAGUGAGAUCAUGAAGCGCAGGCGCGGCCAAAAGAAAGGCAAUCCAAAGAGGCCCUCUGUCGUCGCGGGCACAGAUGAGGCAUUGCCAAAUGCUGCCAGUCGAAAUGCCGAGGAUAUUUCUGGGUUGGGUGAUUUUGAUCAUGCCGGGUUUGAUUCUGAUUCUGGGAUGGAGGCUGAAACACCGUCCCCAAGAGUAUCCGAUCAUCGACCUGACAAGUUCGCAAAUAUUAAUUCUGACGGGUUGAUUGGCAAGCCAGCAGAGAAAUCGGGUUAUGGGCGUGUUAAGGUGAAGCUCAGGACUUCAAAAACGUUAGACUCUCACCCUGCUUCAUCAGAUGCCCCCACGCAAAGUGAUACUGAUAGGAGCAGCUUGCAAGUGGGCUUAGACAAACAAGGAGUAGUUACUGAGAAGAUGGAAGAUAGUGCCAACUCAUUGUCUGAUUUGAAAAUACCUGUUUUGGGGACGUCGAAGAAAUCAGGAAGCAUAAAGAUUAAAACGUCAAGGGGAAUGGGAUCUUCCAGUGUAAACAAAAGUACUAGUGCCUUACUGCCGCAGGGCGAUAAUACCCUGCAAAGAGAUAUAAGAUCACCUCACUUGAAUCCUUGCUACAACAAGGCUGAAUUAGAUGCUGCCCUUGUGGUGAUUAAGAAGGUUAUGAAAAUGGAUGCAGCUGAGCCCUUCAAUGUUCCAGUGAAUCCUAUAGCACUUGGGAUACCUGAUUAUUUUGAUGUAAUUGAUACACCGAUGGAUUUUGGUACAAUAUGCAGCAAUCUUGAAAAUGGAGUUAAGUACAUUAAUUCGGAGGAUGUCUAUAAGGAUGUACAGUUUAUUUGGGAUAAUUGUUAUAAGUAUAACAACAAGGGUGAUUAUAUUUUGGAACUACUGAAGCGGGUUAAGAAGAACUUCACAAAAUAUUGGACAACAGCUGGGCUGUACAGCGGACAUCCAAGGAGACUUGAGGGUGUUCAAAUCAUUCAAGUGGAGGAUGAUGCCACACAGUCUGUUCAGGGAAAAGUUCAUAUUAAGGGUGCUCACUCAAAACACAAGAAACGAAGGCGGCAUGGAAUCAAGCGCCAUAAAGAUGACUGUCUGUGUGCUAUAUGUGUUGUAAGACGCCGCAGGCUGGAACGCAAGGACAAUGCUCAAAUUGUUGAGGAUCAGAUUGGUAGCUGUGAUGGUAAUCUGGCUUCAGAGUUCAAACAAGAGGGAAUAUCCCUUGUAGAGAGUCCUUGUGGGGAGGAUACCUCAUCAAAUAUGGACAAUUCACUUGACCAAGAUGCAGAUGCUGACUUGGAUGAAAAGGGAGAGGUGAUGAAAGUGGAUAGUAGCGAGCAGCAAUAUAGCACCCAGUUGGAGAAGUUGGAGGAGAAAGAGAAUCAGAUAGACAUCGAAAGGAGAGGUGAGGGUGGGACUUCAGAGCUGUCACUCCUUGGUGAUAGAUCAGGCAAGGAGUCCACAUCAGAGUCUCUGGCACAAAUUCCAGAGGAUAUAGGUGGUGGAUUCCAAACUAAUGCUGAAAAAGAAGAAAUAUCAGGGCAUCAUGGGGAAGAAGCUGCACCUAUUCGGCAGCAGAAGUAUAAGGAGUCUUUGGAGAAGAGACAAAAAACUAGAGUGUUUGAAGAGUUGCUUCGUUUUGAAAAUCCUAUGCUUCUAAAGCUAUGUGGAACCCUCUUUUCAGACAACCCUAAAUCUGUCUGGAAUGGACCUCAUUCACUAGUACAACAUCACGGUUCUGUGCGCAGUAGUUCCAUCCAUGCAGCUAUAUCAACAUUUAUGAAAUAGAUUUUGGUUGCAUUGUUCUUAUUGCAAUUGUCAUCCUGUUAUGUGUGAGAAGGCAGGGAAAUGGAGUUUUUGAUGGCUUGGGUGGAGGGUGAGCCUGUCACCACUGCCCAGGAACUCAAAGAAGUCGAAAAGAGCACAGAUGCUUUACUGUGUGCAGUCACUUGCCAAUGGGUUGUCUAGGAGAUUGUAUGGAUAAACACGGUUUUUCGCUUUCUCAAAAAAUGUUUUUCUAGUAGAUAGUAUUGCACUUUUAUGAUCGAAAUCAUGAUUAUUUAUUGCCCAUCCA